AUGGGGAAGCGACGGGCUUCUUCAAAUCCUCUAGAGGACUCCGCCAAGGGGACCCUCUAUCACCCGGGCUAUUCAUACUCGCCACUGAAGCCUUCUCCAGAAAUUUCAAGUAAUUGGUCGAUAGAGGUUGAUACAAUCUGUUUAAGCUUCAGAGGCUACCCGCCCAUCUCCCAUCUGCUCUUUGCAGAUGAUACCCUGUUAUUCGUAAACGGGAGCUGGGAGUCACUACUCCAAGUCAAGAGUUUCCUGUCUUCCUUCCAAGAAGUUUUUGGGCAAAAGAUCAACUACAACAAGAGUUGCUUCCUUUGCCCCACUAAGAUGUCAACAAGUAGGAUCAGAAAUGUUAAGAGGAUCUUGGGCUUCUCUAAAGCUAGAUCGGACAUCCUAUACCUGGGAGUUCCUCUCGUUAAAGGGAGAAUUAAAUCAGCUAUGUUUCAGCUCCUUAUGGAUAAGAUUAGCUACAGAAUAAAUGGUUGGAAUUCCAGAUUUUUGUCUCAAGCAGGUAGGCUGACUCUCAUCAAACAUGUGUUGGGUAGCAUGUCGCUUCACAUCAUGGCAGCCAUGAAAAUUCCAGCACAAAUUGUGGCCAGUUUGGAACAUCGUUUUGCUCACUUCUUUUAG
Messenger RNA from Magnolia sinica, 621 nucleotides. RefSeq lists its product as uncharacterized. The record is from RefSeq and is a predicted model, not a curated record. The coding region runs from base 1 to 621 and encodes 206 amino acids. Lineage: Eukaryota; Viridiplantae; Streptophyta; Magnoliopsida; Magnoliales; Magnoliaceae. The transcript has a single exon.